This is a messenger RNA of Penicillium taxi, 1143 nucleotides long. RefSeq lists its product as uncharacterized. NCBI's taxonomy places the organism in Eukaryota, Fungi, Ascomycota, Eurotiomycetes, Eurotiales, Aspergillaceae. The transcript has 6 exons. The coding region runs from base 1 to 1143 and encodes 380 amino acids. The record is from RefSeq and is a predicted model, not a curated record.
AUGGACGAAGCAACCGCUAUGGAGGAAGCCGUCGCUUCGUCUUCACCCUGCGAACCCCCUCCUCUUCCCUACUCACUACAUACCCGCAAGAAGUCUAUCGCCUUCUUCUGGACUCUCUUUGUGAUCGACACGCUCGGACAGCCUAUUGGGCUGUACUUUGGCCUAUGGUAUGGCACGGAUCUAUCACCAAACCUGGUAUUCUCUAUUGUGACAGCCUGUCUGGGUGGUAUAUCAGUAUUUGAAUAUGGAUAUCGAUUAUACAACUUGUUCCGCAAAAACUCUAAGGCCCGGCCGUUAAAUUCUCGACGCUCAUGGCUGGAUUUCUUCCACAUCAAUUUUACCCUGGUUUGGAUGAUAUUAGCCGUUGAACUGAUUGUUGGCACGGUACCAAAAAACCCAUAUGUGCGUCUCAUUGCCAUGAUUCUUCCGACUGUCAUGUUCUAUUUCGGCUUUGUUCAUCUCACACUGGAAUUCCUUCGCAUGUUCGGCUUCAAAGCACCAUUCCGAAUCUCAUCUACUCCAAAAGGAUCAGUAAUGCCAACUGCAUUGUACGCGCUUAUCGAAGACGUUGUCGCUGUCGACGGAGGAGGUAACCAGAUCUACCGCUACGCCCUGCGCACCCGAUACCUCUCAAGUCCAUACUUCCGACGAAUGCUCUUCGAGAUGAACAUAUUCUGGAGCGGAGGAGCCAUUGUCGUUGCAGCCGGCAUCACCGCCAUCGUAUUUACUGUCUCUGAGCCAGUCGCGUUCACUCUGGGCUGGUCCCUUCCGUUCGCCUGGGCCGGUAUCUGGACGUUAAUUACCAUUCCUUGGGUGCAAAGUCACCUGCGGUAUGAAAAGAAAGCAUGGGCUGAGAACCGUGGUCAGACUGGUAUUCCAUACACUGACGAUAUCACCGCGCCUACGGCCCGCAACCACUUCGAAGCGAUACACCUACCGUGGACUCAUGGCAAACAGAGCAAGCACAGUACACCGUCAACACCAUCAACACAUGGUACCCACGUGCCUGAUCUAGAAAAGGCCGAGGUCCUUUCAGAAGGGACUCUAGAAGGGAUGGAGGAGAGCGAAUCUCACAAGACUCCGAAUAAUCUCCCAACUGAACCUCCCCAAGUUGCCAUUGCCGACAAAAAAACUAGAACAUGA